Messenger RNA from Monodelphis domestica (gray short-tailed opossum), 879 nucleotides. It is a transcript of the gene C4H11orf97, whose product is annotated as chromosome 4 C11orf97 homolog. NCBI's taxonomy places the organism in Eukaryota, Metazoa, Chordata, Mammalia, Didelphimorphia, Didelphidae. Gene Ontology annotation, cellular component: ciliary base. The record is from RefSeq and is a predicted model, not a curated record.
AUGGUGCACAAUGCCAAUACUUUCGCCAAGAAUGCCAAUCCAAUUGCAAACCAUGCCAGUCCAGCCCCUACUUCGCUGGAUUUCCAGAGCGUCCAAGUUAGUCCCAAGCACGCGCUGGAUCACGUGACACGAAGCCCCUGUACUCCGUUCCUUUUGCGCCUCGGGGACCCGCGCUCCAGGCAGUUUGAGGUGCUUCAUUCCCAUGGCAACCAGCGGGGCGGGGAGGAUUCCGCUGUCUCCAUGGCAACUGGAGACGCCUCCCGCUUUGCUCUGCCGGACUGGUGCUGCGAGGGUAGUUCAGACGGAGCGGAGGUGAGGACCCUUGGCGACAUGAGGGGAGCAGAGGCCGCUGUGGUGGCAGCGGCGGCAGCAGCGGCGGCCACCGUGAUGAGGGCGGAGGACGAGGACGAAGACGAAGAUGAGGAGGCGGGACGGGAACAGCGGCCGAAGCCCUCGCAGCCGGCUGGGAUCGCGUGCGCCGUCUGUGGAGAGCCAAGCAGCGGGUGUCACUCGGAGCGCGGCAAACCCUGGAAAAAAUUCCUAUAUUGUGAGCCACAUAAGAGAAUUAAGGAAGUACUGGAAGAAGAACUUUUUAUUCAGAGAGAUGAAUGCCACAUCAAAAAACCAUCUACAGUGGCUCUGGAAGGAAUUUGGAGCAUUAAAAGGAACUUCUCUAUGGGAAGCUUGAAGCCAGGAUCACAGAAUAAAAACAGUUUACUUCCACAACCUAAAUACUAUUCCAGACAUGGAGGAAUAAGAAGAUAAGUAAAUUUUUUUUCCAUUGAGAAGUCACUUCUCUUGAUGUCCCAGGAGCUAAGAAGAAAACUAAGUACAUAUCUCAAUCUAUUUAAAAAAAAUAAUAAAAUGUUUUAGUCUAUA